AUGGUUAAGCCUAUUAUUGCCCCAAGUAUUUUAGCGUCUGAUUUUGCCAAUCUAGGUUGUGAGUGUCACCGAGUUAUCAACUCCGGUGCUGAAUGGUUGCACAUCGAUGUUAUGGAUGGUCAUUUCGUUCCUAAUAUUACGCUGGGACAGCCUAUCGUUACCUCGCUAAGACGUGCCGUGCCAAGAUCACAGGAGGAAGAGAAAGCUUCUGGAGAAGUCGCUAGACCCACUGCCUUUUUCGACUGUCAUAUGAUGGUUGAGGAGCCAGAGAAAUGGGUUGCUGAUUUCGCCAAGGCUGGUGCUGAUCAAUUCACAUUCCACUACGAGGCCACUAAAGAUCCACUAUCGUUGGUGAAGUUGAUUAAGGAGAACGGUAUCAAGGCCGCCUGUGCCAUCAAGCCAGGCACCCCAGUGGACGUUCUAUUUGAAUUGGCCCCAUACCUGGAUAUGGCCUUAGUUAUGACCGUUGAGCCAGGUUUCGGUGGCCAGAAGUUCAUGCCAGACAUGAUGCCAAAGGUUGAAGCCCUAAGAACUAAAUUCCCACACAUGAACAUUCAAGUCGAUGGUGGUUUAGGUAAAGAGACUAUCGGUGUGGCCGCCAAGGCCGGUGCCAAUGUCAUCGUUGCUGGUACAAGUGUAUUUACGGCUUCUGACCCACACGAGGUUAUUUCUUUCAUGAAGGAAGAAGUGAGAAAGGAGUUGAAGGCAAAGCAUAUUUUAGGUGAUGAGACCAAGCACUAG
Molecule: messenger RNA, 741 nt
Organism: Nakaseomyces glabratus
Lineage: Eukaryota; Fungi; Ascomycota; Saccharomycetes; Saccharomycetales; Saccharomycetaceae
Gene: RPE1
Product: ribulose-phosphate 3-epimerase RPE1
Biological process (GO): pentose-phosphate shunt, non-oxidative branch; carbohydrate metabolic process; pentose-phosphate shunt
Cellular component (GO): cytosol
Molecular function (GO): D-ribulose-phosphate 3-epimerase activity; metal ion binding
Source: RefSeq, a predicted model, not a curated record